CCUCCUCCACCUGCUGACCCCCGUUACCCCGUAUGGCCCCCCGGCUCUGCCCCCCCCGGCGCCCCUCUGCCUGGCUUCUGCGGGGCCUGCUGGCAGGGCUGGGGGGGCUGGCACUUGUGAGCCUCCUGGUUGGGGGCACAGGAGAGGAGCUGCUAUCGUGGUCACUGGCCCCCUUCCUGGGAGGCAGGGGAGGUUUCCUGCACGCAGACCCCCACUUGCCCGGCUCCGACUCCUUCCUGCUGCCCAACGUGGACGGCUGCGAGCCCCGGGCCCCCUUCCUGCUGGUGCUGGUGGCCAGCGCGCCAGGGCACACGGCCCAGCGCCAGGCAGUGCGUGCCAGCUGGGGGGGCACCCGCUGGGCCGGGGGGUACCCAGUGCGGACGUUCUUUGCCCUGGGGGCGCCGGGCUCGAGCGAGGAGCAGGCCCGGCUGGAGGAGGAGUCCCAGCGCCAUGGAGACCUGGUGCAGGGCCGCUUCGCCGACACCUACGCCAACCUGACCCUCAAGACCAUGAUGCUGCUGGGCUGGGCAGCCGCCCACUGCCCUGGCGCCGCCUUUGUGGUGAAGGUCGACGACGACGUCUUCCUCAACCUGCCUGCCCUGGCCCGCCACCUGGGGGCGCUGCCCAGCCCUCGCCGGCUCUACCUGGGCCGCAUCCACUGGCGGGUGCAGCCCAACCGCGACCCCGGACAUCGGCACCACGUCCCGGUCUCCGCCUACCCGGCCGGGGCCUUCCCCCCCUACUGCAGCGGCACGGCCUACGUGCUGUCUGGUGACGCUGCCCUGGGGGUGCUGGGGGCCGCCCCCCACGUGCCUUCCGUGCCCCUGGAGGACGUCUACGUGGGGCUGUGCGCUCGCUGGGCCGGCUUGGCCCCCACCCACACAGCCCGCAUGGCUGGAUCCACCCACUACCCCAUGGACCCCUGCUGCUACGGGGAGGUGCUGUACAGCGUGCACCAGGUGGGCCCUCAGGCGAUGGGGGCAGCCUGGGCUAUGGUGGGGGGAGAAGGGAGAGCCUGUACCCCACUGCAUAGGGGGCUGGGGGUGCUGAGGUGCAAGGUGCUAGCCCUGCUGGAGGGUCUGUGAGGGACACGGGGGCUGGGAGCCAGGACUCCUGGGUUCUCUCCCAGCUCUGGGAGGGAAGUGGGGUAUAGUCCAGUGGUUCUCAACGAGGGGCACGUGUACCAUUGGGGUACACCAAGGUCUUCCAGGGGGUGCAUUGUCACAUCUAGAGCUUUGCCUAAUUUUACAACAGGCUACACAAAAAGCACUAGCCAAGUCAAACUAAAAUUUCAUACAGACAAUGACGUCUUCACACUGGAUUGUGUACUAUACACUGAAAUGCAAGUGCAAUAUUUAUAUUCCAAUCAAUGUAUGUUACAAUUGUAUGGUGAAAAUGAGAAAGCAGCAAUUUGUCAGUAAUAGUGGCUGUGACACUUUUGUAUUUUUAUGGCUGAGUUAAGAAAGCAAGUUGAUUUUAACUUAAGUGAAACUUGAGGGUACGCAAGACAAAUCAGACUUCUGAAAGGGGCACAGUCGUCUGGAAAGGUUGAGAGCCACGGGCCGGGGGGGACUGGGAGCCAGGACUCCUGGGUUCUAACCCCAGCUGUUAGUGCAGUGAUGCUCAAUGGCGGCCCCUGGGCCAAAUGUGACCCACCAGCUCACCUUAAAAAAAUGUUUGUAACUAAAUUCAUGCCCAGCAAUGUGCUGCCUAUGGCUUCCUUAGUAAGUAACGUACUGGAGCUUAGGUUCUGCGAUAGUAUCGGCUACGACUGAGUUGGGACGCCGCCUGUUUGAUCAUUGGUGAUGUAAAUUGAGCCGGAAACCAAUGCGAGUGGCGGAGUAAACGUUGCAAAGUCGCCAGCGAAUACCGAGCAUUUAACCCAAGCUGCACAGCGGAUUUUCUCUUUAUUAUGCCACCUCAUUUAAAGGCAAAGCCAAACCACUGGAUCUGUCUGUAAGGUCACCACAGGGAGGUGCCACUUUGACUCAAAGCACAGUCACUUCCACGCAGCCUGGCCACCGGGUGGUGCUGCAAAAUGUGACAAAAUGGAAAAUCGGAAGUCUUUGUGUCACACUUGAAAUGGUCUCAUGAGAUCAGCAACUGUACAGGGGAAAGCAACAGCUGCCGCUCGUUGGAGAACGUGGGCACUCGCUAAAAGGAAAAGGCCUUUCCUGGAUGCCAAGCUUGUGAAGUAGCACACACUGGAAACGCUGGAGGAGCUCUUUGCCGGGGGUAAAAACAAAGCUGACAUUGUGACCCGUGUGACGCAGGUUCCCCUGUCUGAUUCCACGGCAGUGCAAAGAGUGGCUGAUGUUUGUAAUUUAUGUGGAUUGACUAUCAGCACUGCUUUCAGAUUUAAAAAUACCAAACACAUGGCUCCUGCGGUGGACGAAUCAAGUGAUUUAAGUGACCCCCCCGCCAGCCAGUGCUACUUGUUAGAUUUUUAUGAUGGUGAAAUUUUCAAGUUAGAAUUUUUAUGCUUAAUACCAUUAGAAACCUACCCCACAGGAAGGAGCAUUUUUGUAAAGGUAAAAGGCUUUUUGGAAAAAAAAAUGGGUUUAGGUCUGCAGAAAGUAAACUUGCUUGUUACAGAUGGAGGUCCCUCAGUGAGAGGGAAAGAGACACCAUCCCUGCCCAUCCGCUCAACUUCUAGCCUGCGACAUUGUCUUUAUAAAACUGUCUUACAAGACAUUUCAGCCGAAUUCAGUGACCUGUUGCAGCAUGACUUUUGCUGGUUAAGUAGUGGGAUGCAUGAUACAGGUGUUGUGUGCUUAGAAAAGGAAUAAUAGAAUCCUUUCAAACCACAAGACCAAUAAGGUUUCAAGUUCCUGGAAUUUACGAACGAUGUCACAAGUAGCUUUUCUGUGCGAUAUUACUGGUCACUUGAAUUCCUUCAGCUUGCAGCUCCACGGUCGUGCAAGCAGUGCCAGGGAUCUGUUUGAAAAAGUGUGUGCCUGUCAGAGGAAUCUUGAAAUCUUUCAGGCAGACUUAACAGGAAAGAUGUUGCACUUUCCCACAUUGCAUGUUGUUGCUACAGAUGAAACCUCAAUGGAAAUGCUGCACGAAUUCCUAAACAAUCUGAUCAAAAAUUUUAAAAUGGGAUUUGAGAAUUUUAAAAUUCCCAAGGAUUUGAUUUUAUUUGUUGUCUCUGCCGGUGGACCUUACCCUUCUGAAGCAAAGAACACUCUUGAUUCAAUCAAUGAAGGGGCCUUUCUAUUAGAAAGUGUAAGGCUCCAGAGCUCAGCUGUCUUGAAGGCAGAAUCCAGAGACGCGGGACUUUGCGAGUUCUGGACGCAGUCUGCUGACCAGUUUCAGAAUAGCCAGCAUCUGGCUUUUAACCGUUUUCGGACCAAUGUAACUCAGCGAAACUGAGUUUUCUGCCAUGAACAUUAGCAAAAACCCAAUCACCUGAGGGACGAGCAUCUUCAUACAUGCAUGGGCCUUGGCCUGACCGCCUACAACCCACUCGUCAUGCUUGUCGCUGUCACCUCUCCCAUUAGCGAGUGCUACAAACACAGGUAAUAAUGUUGAUAAAGCUGAUGAAGUGGGCUGUAGCCCACGAAAGCUUAUGCGCAAAUAAAUCUUAGAGACCUUAGUCUCUAAGGUGCUACAAGUCCUCCUGUUCUUUGUGCGGAUACAGACUAACACGGCUGCUACUCUGAAACCUGUUAGAAGACAGAAUCACUAAUACUUACCUUGCACUCAAGGGCUGUAUUUGUUGGCAGCGCAAGUGUUUUUUGUCAGACGUGUGCCAAUGGGCUCCCCAAAGAGUGGGGCGCUCUCACUGAAUAUCACUGGGCUAGCGGGUUAGAGUUGGAAGGGGAGGGGGGGACCAGGACUCCUGUAUUGUGCCCUGGCUCUGUGUGAGACACCUUUGUGCCUCAGUUUCCCAUCAGUUAAAUGAGGCUCUUGCCUUUGUCUGUCUUGUCUAGUAAACCGUGAGUGUCAGUGUGGGUCUGUGCAGGGCUCAGCCAAACCGGGCCCCUGAUCUUGGUCAGUGGAGGGGAGGGGGGGGCUUGCUCUCACUUAUGGGUCUUGCCACGCAAUGAGGGCUGUCAGAAACCUAGAGAUAAGGGCAGCUGUACUGAAUCACUUUACCUGUAAGGGGUUACGAAGCUCAAAUAACCUGGCUGGCACCUGACCAGAAGGACCAAUAAGGAAAACAGAUACCUUCAAAUCCGGUGUGUGUGUUGUUUAUGCUCCGGCCAGAGAGGGAAGCCAGGCAGGGACAUCAUCUCCUGAAAACAUACCUGGCAGAAGCCAUCUAAGAAUUACACGUGAGGCAAGGCGAUGUGUUCGAUGAUCUUUUGUUUUAGCUUGUGAAUUUUCCCUGUGCUAAGAGGUAGUUUUAUUCCUGUUUUUGUAACUGUAAAGCUGAGUCCAGAGGGUGAAUUCUGUUUUAAAUCUUUUUAUUACUCUGUAAAGUUACCUUCCAUCCUGAUUUUGCAGGUGUGAUGCUUUUACUUUUUUCUUUAUAAUAAAAAGUUCUUCUUUUAAGAACCUGAUUGAUUUUAGUGUCCUAAAGAUAAAAGGUGUGGUCUGUGCUCACCAGUUGGUUGGUCGAUUAUUCUGAAGCCUCCCCAGGAAAGGGGGUGAAGGGGGAAUAUUUUGGGGGCACAGAGAUGCUAAGUGACCCUUUUCCUGAAUUUUUGUGUAAAUCACUUGGUGGUGGCAGCGAUACAGUCCAAGGACAAGGAAAGGAAUUUGUGCCUUGGGGAAGUUUUUAACCUAAGCUGGUAGAAAUAAGCUUAGAGGGUUUUUCAUGUGGGUUCCCACGAAUGUACCCCCGAGUUCGGAGUAGAGAGGGAACAGGGCCCUGUGCUGCACCCAGCUCUGGGGAGGCGCCGGGACAUAGACUGAAUGGGAUGGGGUGUGGUGGUGGGAACAGACUCUGUAAUUAGCAGGGAGGGGACAGGCGCCCCCCCUGUCCCUCAAGGAGCUGGUACCUGCCCCUUGGGGUCCCUGGCAGUGGGUGGGGACGGCAGGCUUGGCGAGCCCUGUCCGUUGUCAGCAUUAACGCUG
This is a messenger RNA of Mauremys mutica (yellowpond turtle), 5025 nucleotides long. It is a transcript of the gene B3GALT4, whose product is annotated as beta-1,3-galactosyltransferase 4. The record is from RefSeq and is a predicted model, not a curated record. The transcript has a single exon. Gene Ontology annotation, cellular component: membrane. Gene Ontology annotation, molecular function: N-acetyl-beta-D-glucosaminide beta-(1,3)-galactosyltransferase activity. The coding region runs from base 33 to 1085 and encodes 350 amino acids. Lineage: Eukaryota; Metazoa; Chordata; Testudines; Geoemydidae.